This is a messenger RNA of Hemiscyllium ocellatum (epaulette shark), 2790 nucleotides long. Its product is annotated as titin-like. The coding region runs from base 191 to 2452 and encodes 753 amino acids. The record is from RefSeq and is a predicted model, not a curated record. Lineage: Eukaryota; Metazoa; Chordata; Chondrichthyes; Orectolobiformes; Hemiscylliidae. The transcript is spliced from 5 exons.
GUAAAUGUAGAACUUUCCUUGGAGUGAAAGGAAAAUAUUUGACUCGCAUCUGAUCUCAACAUGAUAUGAACUGGCCAGCUCAACUAUGGGAGACCAGAAAUGUGAGCCAAGAUGGAGUCAUGCAUCGACUCCAACAAGGAACAAUUGUAGCCAAUGAGAGACUCAGAAAUGGAAUGAAACUAAAGAUAAGAUGGGAAACAGUAAAUCGAGUGCCUCGAAUGUACUAAACAAAACGUCUCAUGAUGUGAUCGUUAUUCAGUCACCUUUGGAACUUGCUAGCAAUGUUGUUGACCCCAUUCCUGCAACUUUGCCUUCAACGCCACCUGAGGCCAUCUGUGGAGACCAUGAGGUGCCCAAGUCAUCUUUGAUGAAUGCAGAAGGAUUCAAAAGCAUAUUGGGGAUUGGACCAUUAAUUGAAAUUGCAGAAACAGGCAAAGAUCCCACAGAACCAGAUAAAGUUCCCACAGAACCAGAAAAAGUCCCUGCAGACCAAGACACAACUCCCACAGAACCAGCUGACGUUCCCACAGAUUCAGCCAAAAUCCCUACAGCACCAAGUAAUGUUCCUGCACAACCUGAUAGAGUUUUCGCAGAACAAGAAAUAAUUCCUGCAGAACUACACAAAGUUCCAUCAGAACAAGACAAAGUCCCCACAGCUUCGGUCAAUGUCCCAGUUGAACUAAAGAAAAUCCCCACGGAACAUGACAAUAUCUCUGCAGAACCAGACACAAGCCCCGCAGAACCAGAUAAAGUCCCCAAAGAACCAGACACAAUCCCCGCAGAACCAGAUAAAGUCCCCAAAGAACCAGACAAAAUCCCUGCAGAGCCAGAUAAAAUCCCCGCAGAGCCAGAUAAAAUCCCUGCAGAAGCAAACAAAAUCCCUGCACAGCCAGGCAAAGUUGCCACAGAACCAGACAAAAUCCCCACAGAACCAGAUGAAGUCCCCACAGGCAAAGUCUCCAUAGAAACAAACAAAGUUCCUUCACGACCAGACACAAUCCCAGCAGAACCGGACAAAGUUCCUGCAGAACGAGUCAAACACCCCAAUGAAAAAGACAAAAUCCCUGCAGCAACAGUCACAAUCCCUGCAGAACCAGGCAAGAUUUCUGCAGAGCCAGAAAAAUUCCCUGUAAUUCCGGCCAAAAUCCCUGCAGCACCAGAGAAAGUCACCACAGCACAAGAUAAAGUCCCUGCAGGAGCAGACAAAGUCCCCACAGCAACAGGCAAAGUCCCCACAGCAACAGACAAAGUCCCUGCAGGAGCAGACAAAGUCCCCACAGCAACAGGCAAAGCCCCCACAGCAACAGACAAAGUCCCUGCAGGAGCAGACAAAGUCCCCACAACAACAGGCAAAGUCCCCACAGCAACAGACAAAGUCCCUGCAGGAGCAGACAAAGUCCCCACAGCAACAGGCAAAGUCCCCACAGCAACAGACAAAGUCCCUGCAGGAGCAGACAAAGUCCCCACAGCAACAGGCAAAGUCCCCACAGCAACAGACAAAGUCCCUGCAGGAACAGACCAGACGUCUGCAGUAGGGGACAAAGUCCCUGCAGCAUCAGAUAAAGUCCCCACAGCAGAAGACAAAGCCCCCGCAGCAACAGGCAAAGCCGCUGCAGCAAAAGUCAAAGCCCCUGCAUCAACAGGCAAAGUGUCCACAGCAACAGGCAGAGUUGCUGCAGCACUCAUCAAAAUCCCUGCUGCAAUAGGCAGAACCCCUGCAGCCACCAGCAAAGCCCCUGCAGCAGCAGGUAAAGUCCAUGCAGAACCUGACAAAGCCCGUGCAGCUACAGGCGAAAUCCCCACAGAGCAAGACAAUGUUCCUACUGAAGCAGCUAAAGAUUCAGCCAAGCAAAACCAGGUCCCCUCCAACAAACCUUUGGAGGCCGAAACAAAAACAAUGAGUACAAAAACAGCUCCCUCAAUUUCAAAUGUUACCAACCAAAGCUCAGUCACUCAAAUGCCAUCUAAAAGUACCCUGAGCUGGGAGUCAACCAUGCGUUCCUCCAUUGCAGCAGCGGGGACAAUGUCACGCGGGUCAUCAAACAUAGAACCUGCAAUCUCAGCACCAAGCCUGCUGACUGCAAGCAAAAUCUUGACUUCACAAAAAACAGAAGAUAUUAAACAGCCACUUGCAUGGGUCCCUGAGAGAGGAGGACCACCCCCUCCAGUGGCAGGAAAAGGUUUGGCCAUUUCCCAAUCUGCUCCCCUUCUGUCAGGCUCUGAGUAUCAACCCAGCGCCGAGCAGUUGGACCAGACCCUAUAUGACAUCCUGUUCCGCACUCCAUUGGCUGUGCCGGAUGGGAUGCUGGUGAAUGUUCCCGAGGAAGAUUUUGAGUACUGGGGGGUGCUCCACUUCCAUGGGCUGGAGGCAGCCCGAGACCUGAUCAGGAAACGGAAGGAUGAUGAAGAAAAGAAACUAAAGAAGGCAAGGCCAGUUUUAUACCGACCCUGAGACAUUUCCCAGCUUUAAAGAGCACCUCUUACACUGUGGGUUGACAUGCAAGGACGAACACAGUGUCUUAAAUUAGCUGGGUGGGUGUCUGCACCCCAGGAUAUUGACCAUUUCCCGGGAGACCUUUGCAAGUGCCCUGUAGGAUUCCUGGGCUUAGUCUUUAUAUUACCACAAUGGAUCAUGUCUCUCCCUCUCUCUCCCAAUUUGCAAUGGGCAGCCUUGAGUCAUCUACAUUAAAGUGUACGAAAGGAUUGAUGUAUAACAUAUGUAGCUUCUGUCUCAGGCUUAAAAGACGCCAUGUCCUUGCAAUGUUUGUCCACAAGUGGUUUGUGUGUGUC